AACCGGCCGGACAGCAGCGCUUUUUCUUGCUUUUUUUGUUCCGGUUGAAUCCGAGCUAGCGUCUUGGCCGCGCUCGCCCCGCGGAGUGGCCGGAGCCCGCGCCCUUGGGGGUGGGGCGGGCAGGGUCGCCCGCCCGCCGAGCCCGGGACCAUGAUCUGCGCCUUCCUGCGGGCGGCCGAGCGCGCCGAGCAGCUGCACCGGUGCUCGGGCGGGCGCCUGCUCCGGCCCCCGCUCGUGCUGGGCAGAGCCGGCCUGAGCGCCGAGCCCGGCCGCCGCUGGGGGCUGCCGGGCCCCAGGGAAGCGCCGAGGCCCCGGGGGCUGCUCGCGGCCCCCCGGAGGACCCUCUGGACGCCGGGGCCGGGCGCCCGGAGAGCCCAGCAGGACCCCGGCAAGCAGGUCCCCGUGCCUGGGACUCGGGGCGGGGAGCCCGCCGUGCCCACGGCGCAGAGAGUGAAAGAAGCAGGAAGAGAUUUUACCUACCUGAUAGUGGUGCUUAUUGGAAUCAGCAUUACAGGUGGCUUGUUUUAUGUGAUUUUCAAGGAACUUUUUUCUCCAUCCAGUCCUAAUAAGAUAUACGGCAAAGCCUUAGACAGGUGCAGAUUACAUCCUGAGGUGGUCAGCGUGUUCGGGGAGCCCCUGAAAGGCUACGGGGAGAUGACGAGGCACGGGCGCAGGCAGCACGUCAGCUUUGUGGAGUACAUGAAGAAUGGCCUCAAGCACAUGCGUGUCAAGUUCUACAUCCAGGGCUCGGAGCCAGGGCGGCAGGGCACGGUGCACCUGGAAGUGAGAGAGAACCCAGACAACGGGGAGUACGAGUUCCGCUACAUAUUUGUGGACCUUGACUCCUACCCGGGCAGAACGAUCGUCAUCGAAGAUAACCGGUCCUGAGCUGGGGGAGCAGCCGGCCAAGGUCCUGUCGGCCAGGGGCGGUCGGAGUAACCCAGGAGGAGCGCCCCGCUCUGGGCUGCGCAGCUGCCUCGGGGUCGCCUCUGCCCAGCCAGCCCAAGGACAUGCAGGAGCAGAGGCCAUUCUUAACCCCACACAGCGCCUGCCACCCCUGUCCACCGUCCCGUGCAAAAGUUUGAGUUUGAAGAAUUCAUACAUAAGUUAAUGUAAAAGUAUUUUUCUAGUAUUGUAUAGCUAUAACAUUUGUGAAAUAAA
Sorex fumeus (smoky shrew) is the source of this 1161-nucleotide messenger RNA. It is a transcript of the gene TIMM21, whose product is annotated as translocase of inner mitochondrial membrane 21. The record is from RefSeq and is a predicted model, not a curated record. The coding region runs from base 151 to 888 and encodes 245 amino acids. NCBI's taxonomy places the organism in Eukaryota, Metazoa, Chordata, Mammalia, Eulipotyphla, Soricidae. The transcript is spliced from 6 exons. Gene Ontology annotation, cellular component: TIM23 mitochondrial import inner membrane translocase complex. Gene Ontology annotation, biological process: protein import into mitochondrial matrix.